AUGGGUACUGCGACUCAGAAUGAUCCGUUCUACUGGGACCCAGAUACUCUCUCAAGGGAACUCUGUUCUCAAAGCCAUCUAUGGGUCAGAAAUCCGGCUGCGUUGGCCGCGAAGCUAGCUACUGAAGACAUCGAUGGAAGAACACUGCUCACCUACGAGCUUCUUUUUGGAAGGAGAGAGCUGCAGGAAGCUCUCGGCAUAACCACUGCGCGCAGCAAAGCAGGUCUAGCAGAGGCCAUCCUUAGUUUCCAAGCGAAAAGUCAAGGUUUUCGUUCAUGGAAGAAAAAAUGGCUGAAAGAGAGCCGCGAUGCGACCAACCUCGACGAAGAAGGAGGUGACGUCAAAGGCGAGACAGCCAAUACACCUCCCGUGAAGCCGUAUUCAUAUGCAUCACCAAAUUUAGGCCUACAUGGCAAUCCAGCCAAGCAUGAGACAGAUCAAGAGGAAGGGAUGAAUACAAGACAUGUUCAAGAUGUUACAUCCUUCGACAACUUCUUUGCAGAAUUUGACGGGGACUGUGUCAUGCAAACAAGGAAUGGAGACACAGAUCAUUGUAUCAAGGCAGACUCUGCAUCUGUUCCUCCUCUUAAUCUCAUUGAAAGCCCGCCGCCUGCUCAGCAAAGCGAAGAACAGCCUUCUAAGCGGAGACGAUUAGCGCCAACAAACUUGAGCACGAAGCCUCUGGCUGAUUCGGAUUCACUUGCAUUGACGCAAACAGCACCAUUAAAUUUGGUGGACACAGUUCAGGAACAAAGCAAUAAUGACGAGCGUCCCGCUACAGAAAUUUCCCCUGUUUAUGCCUACCUAGGCGAAAAAGGCCGCCGUCGAGAAAUUGUGCUGUCUCAUAUUGAUUCUCCUGACGUCCCUCGGAUCAGUCAUGUCAAUGGCGGAUUUGCCGUCCUGUCUUCAAAAUACACGAUACCUCCUGGGAAAAGACUUGUCACCAACAGCAUCAUACGAAGGCAAUUACGUAAAAACUCCAAGAAAGAAGCGGCGCUCAAACGGGGUGAUGCUGUUGUUAGGUCUCCGACCCCUUCUGACAGAAGUGGGUCUGUGGUUAAUCUUGACGACCUGCCAGAUUCUUGGGAUGAAGAGACGCAGCGAGAGAUUGAUGAAGAGAACGCAGAGACUGCUGCAAGGGAGCGUGAACAGGCCCGCCAAUUCUCCACAGAGCGCGUGGGAUCCAUCUUGAAGGAAGAGAUGGCUGCCAUGGAAGCUAGAUGGAAAGAAACAAAGCUGCCUAAAUACAACCUCAAAGCCUACCAAAUCUGGAAAAAGUCUACGCGAGGAGAGAGGACUAAAGAGAAGAGAUUUAAGGUGCGCAGAGAAGUUUUGCGCUAUGAAGCGCGGAUAAAGAAGCUUUAUGCCGAAAUACUCGACAACACUUGGCAAACGGAGCGCGAGGUCCGAACGCAAGCAAGUGUUAUGGAGCAGAGUUUGAGCGACAAGCUGUAUCAAACAUGGCUGCUUGAGCUUCUGGAACAGCGCGAAGCCCCGCCUAAACCCUUGGAUAUGCCAAAGCCAAAGCCGAAAUUAUCUACCGCAAAGACUCCCCUGGAUCCUUUCGGCGACGAAGUGCUGACUAGUGAUGAUGAAGAUGAAUUCAUUGUGCCUGAUGAUGGCGAUAAAGGUGACUUGUUCAUGGCCGACAGAGAGUCUUUUGAAGACGUUCCCCAAUCGCUACCAUUUCGACCAAGUCACAUACCAUCUGAUAUUGAAUCUGACAUGGUCAUCGAUCUUACGCUUCUGGAGUCUGAUGAUCAAAUCACAGACAGUAAAUCGGCGAUACAAUACAUUGAUUUGACAUCUCCGGUUAAGCGUGAAGUGCGAGAAGCUGGUGUCAUCGCAGAAAAGUCAUUGCUAGCAAUCGUUUUGCCCAAAGAGGUACCGCCUAUGGAUCAUCUGGGAAGCCUACAGACCAUCGGUGAACAUUCUCCAAGGCACUGGGCAAAGCAGAAAGAUCGUUGGAGAUUAGUUCUCUGUCUGCUAUGGAAGCUUCCACAGACUCGCCGUGAAUGGAUUCUUCGAUUAAUGCAAGACAAUACGGCAGAAGAUGCUUGGCAGGCUUCAAUACACUCCCACCAGACGAAUCCUCUUACCCAAGAGUCCGAUAUUGGAAAAGAAGAGACAACAACCGUUGCAUUUGAUGUCACAAAACUCUUCUUGAGCUGCACGCGGUGCCGUCAAUUGAUAGAUAAGCGAAUCGUGGCUUUGGACAAGACAGACAAGAACAGAAUCAAUCGCGCAAAGGCUUUCUUCUCUACUUUCCAUGCGUUUAUUAAAGAGUGGGCGCCCCAAUUCCCACAGAGCAACCAAAUUUACAGAACCGAUGCCUUUGACGACGAAAUAGGGCUAGACGAAGCUGAUGAGCAUCAGCUUGGCGUUACCGAUACGCCCUCAAAGGUGCGCAAACACGUGGUCAAAGAAAUUAUCCAAAAUAAAGAGGGCGUUGCUCUUCGAGAACGAGAGAUGAAACGUGCUGCAGAGAUUGAGGCUCGCCGAGAGAAAGUGCGAGCUACUCUAGCAAACUCAAACGCCCUCUCUGUGGAUAAGUCUCGAGUCAUUAUCAACGAAAGCAAGGAGGACGACCAACCAUUCAUUUAUGUGAACGAUGAUAUCGGACAGCGCAUAAAGGAUCAUCAGAUCAAUGGAGUGCGGUUUCUGUGGGACCAAAUUGUCCUCGACGCAAAGGAGCGAAAGACUCGCCAGGGCUGUCUCCUCGCUCACACCAUGGGCCUAGGGAAAACGAUGCAAGUCAUCACAUUUCUGGUAGCUGUGACCGAGGCUGCAAACUCAGAUGAUGAAUCUGUGCGUUCACAGGUUCCCCAAGAGCUCAGAAAGUCGCAGUCACUUAUCCUAUGCCCCGCUGGCCUGGUCGAUAAUUGGCUCGACGAGAUAUUGAUGUGGUCCCCCAAAGGCUUACUUGGCAAUGUGUUUAAACUCGAGUCAGCUCAGAAAGGGAAUGAACGCAUGUCGAUUAUCAAGGCCUGGGAGCGAGAUGGCGGAGUGUUGGUUGUUGGGCACCAGAUGUUUGUAGGGACCGAAAACGACAUGCGGGAGAUACUUACACAGUCGCCUAACAUGGUGAUAUGUGACGAAGCCCAUGCGAUGAAGAAUCCGAAAUCGAAGAUUCACCGAGCUUGCCAGGAAUUUCGCACUAGAAGUCGAAUUGCCUUGACCGGCUCUCCACUGUCCAACAAUGUCGAAGAGUACUAUUGGAUGAUCAACUGGGUGGCGCCGAAUUUCCUCGGCCCUGAACAAGAAUUUCGAGACAUAUACGGCAACCCAAUCCAAUGCGGCCUGUGGCAUGACAGUACAAGGGAAGAAAAACGAAAAGCCCUGAAAAUGCUGGAAGUAUUGAAGCUCAAUGUAGCACCCAAAGUGCAACGAGCCACCACUCAGAGUGUCAAACAUGAGCUGCCUGCCAAGUACGAAUUCGUCCUAUUUGUUGAGCCAACCCCCACUCAGAAACUACUCUACAACCUCUACUUGGCCGAAAUGGCGCCGUAUUUGGCGGACUCGAAACAGGUAAUGGUAUUUGGCGCCACAGAUCACCUCAGGCUCAUCUGCAAUCAUCCCCGUUGCUUCAGGCAAAAGGUGUUGGAAAUGUCGUCCAAGGCAGAUGUGCCAGGAUCAUCAAGGACACCAGCGGCGGCACAGCUGAAAGAAACCGACGAAAACGAAGACGACACAGGCGACGAUUGCAUUGAGAAGACUAAAGCUCCGGCGAUGACCUUUCCCCAGAGUAUGAUUUCUAGUGUUCUUAAGGAGACAAGCAAGGCUGAUAAUGCCAAUCCUGCUCUGUCACGAAAAGUUGAGCUUCUUCUCAUGAUUCUAGAUGAAGCACGUGCUAUAGGAGACAAGGUUCUCGUGUUUAGCCACUCUCUUCUUACCUUGGAUUAUCUCGAAAAUUUGUUCAAGGAGCAAAGGCGUACGGUAUGUCGCCUAGACGGUUCAACCGCCGUUAACAAACGACAGGAGCAGAUCAAAGCUUUCAAUACUGGGAAGCAAGAGAUCUAUCUCAUUUCUACAGAUGCUGGUGGCGUGGGCCUUAAUAUUUACGGUGCCAACCGUGUGGUCAUCUUUGAUUUCAAGUGGAAUCCGGUGACAGAGCAACAAGCGGUGGGACGAGCCUACCGAUUUGGGCAACAAAAGACGGUAUACGUCUAUCAAUUUGUCGUUUCAGGAGCUUUUGAGGAGGCAUUGCAAAAUAAGACUGUUUUCAAGAUGCAACUCGCGUCACGCGUGGUAGACAAGAAGAAACCCGUUAGCUGGGGCAAGCGAGUAGGGGAGUUGCUUCAGCCAAUAAAACCGAAGCCAGCCAAGGACCUCGGAGUCUUAAAAGGUCGAGACAGAAUACUGGACAAGCUCAUCGAGCAUGCUCAACCUGGAGGUACCAUUCGCGAAAUCAUCUCGACAGAUACAUUUGAAGAAGAAGACCCCACCAAUGAACUGACAGAUGAAGAGCGAAAGUACGCCCAAGAGCUGCACGACUUGGAGCGGAUAAGGCACACCAACCCUGAGAAGUACAGGAUGAUGCUGGACCAGAAACAAAGAGCAGAACAGAUUCGAGCUAUGGCUGAAGCCGCCAGGCCCUCUAGGGUUGAUAUGGCCGAUUUCAACGCACGCUUGAUGGAGGACCUGUAUAUACCACAAUUGAGUCCGUCACAGGGUCUUGCUCAUGACGAAACAACGGCACCAAAUACAAACACUGAGCCGGUUGCGCAAACACAAGCAGAUGGUAUCGUGCCACUUGGCCCUCAAGCGCACAUGCCGCAGUUUUCGUCGUCAGCCCCGUUACCAAUGACCGGGGCAAACACACAUAUCCUGAGAUCUAACGCUCCAUCUAUCUUUCCAAUAACGCCAUCGAAUGGGGCAUCAUUGUUCAGCCAGCCUCGGAGUCAUGCUAAGGUCGAUUUCGAGAAGGAGUUGGCUAAAAUGAUAGAAGCUCAUUCAGAAAUCAAAGAUAAUUCGCCUGAUGUAGCAAGAAUGCUUACCGAAGGAAUUACCGUGGCCCAAAAAGCACAGGGCCAUGGGUUUCUCCCUGACGACGCUCGAUGGCGCCUCCUGCUGAACCAUAUACGAAAUAAUCGCCGGUUUAUGCUUGCGAUAGUAUUGGGCCAUUGCACUCCAACAUACCUAGCAACAGCACCGGAAGAGGAAAUCCAAAAUAGGAUCGCAAUUAUGAACGGUCAUUCGGAGAAGGACUUUUUGGCCCAAUUAAGACGGGUAUUUGAGACACCUGACCCAAGUAACUUGAACAAUAUCCAUCGGCCGAUGCCACAUUCGGCUCGAGCUUCCGAAGAUGCGCAGGUAAUGCGGCGAGCGGCCGAUAAAAGGACGGAGCGUCGCUUUCGGCUACCUCAAUGGGCAAACAAUGCACUCCAUCAGCCCAACAGCCAAAAUUUUUGA
This is a messenger RNA of Trichoderma breve, 5412 nucleotides long. RefSeq lists its product as uncharacterized. The record is from RefSeq and is a predicted model, not a curated record. NCBI's taxonomy places the organism in Eukaryota, Fungi, Ascomycota, Sordariomycetes, Hypocreales, Hypocreaceae. The transcript is spliced from 5 exons. Gene Ontology annotation, molecular function: ATP binding; ATP hydrolysis activity; ATP-dependent chromatin remodeler activity. Gene Ontology annotation, cellular component: nucleus. Bases 1 to 5412 code for a protein of 1803 amino acids.